Macroventuria anomochaeta is the source of this 915-nucleotide messenger RNA. RefSeq lists its product as uncharacterized. The record is from RefSeq and is a predicted model, not a curated record. Bases 202 to 444 code for a protein of 80 amino acids. Lineage: Eukaryota; Fungi; Ascomycota; Dothideomycetes; Pleosporales; Didymellaceae. The transcript has a single exon.
CUCGUCAUUCGCGUGCAUGACGGCCCAUCAACCAAAGAGUACACCAUCGCCCGUCAACUACUUCCCUGGCAUUCCUCAUACUUCACGGCGGCUUUAGACAAGCACAGCUAGUUCGCAAACAGCAGUGUGCGAGUCGUGGUGUUAGAGUGCGCGCACAAAGUUUUCGACACGUUCUACUGCUGGAUAUACACUGGCAGACUCAUGGACCCACCGAGCGCAGAAACACCGCUCGAACACCACUAUCUUGACACCAAACUAUUAUGCGACAUUUGGGUCUUCUCUGAUUUCCGAGAUAUUCCUAGACUGGGCAACAGUGCGCUUCAUAUGCUCCAUGAACGUUGGGUGGCUGAGUGGCAAACACCCAUCAUGUCAUCAAGCACGUGUACGACAACAGCUUGCCUAGAUCUAAGCUGCGUGCAUUUCUCAUCGACUGGAUCAGCCUGAGCCACACACUGGAAUCUUUUACGAAAGAUUCGGGAGCCUACAAAGAAUCUCAUACGGUUGAGUUCUUGCAUGACGUGCUGCAGACCUUUAUGCAAAAACGGGGCAAGCGUCCACUUGACAGGUACACAAUGACCUUACUGAAUCGAUGUCGCUGGCACGACCAUUCAGGGUUCGAUGGGAAGCUGCGACCUGCACAUGGGGCCGGGAUUAUGGACUUUGUUAUGUCCAUGAUAGGGUAGAAGGUGGUGUAGCCGUUAAGGAGUAUGGGACGAUGACAUAGGGAUUAACGAAAAGUUCACGUAGGCAGAGGACUUUGAGGAUAUUAGGGGAAGAUGCGCGUUGCAGGGUCGAAUGGGACAACGAUGGCGGCUGGUUUAUAAAUAGGCGUUAGGAGUCGUUUCUUCGUGAAACGUACCUCUGCUCCGCGCUCUUUCUGAGGAAGAGUAACCGGUAGAAAGCUUGUAUAUCAAC